This is a messenger RNA of Rhagoletis zephyria (snowberry fruit fly), 1328 nucleotides long. It is a transcript of the gene P32, whose product is annotated as complement C1q binding protein P32. Gene Ontology annotation, biological process: cytosolic ribosome assembly. The record is from RefSeq and is a predicted model, not a curated record. Gene Ontology annotation, cellular component: mitochondrial matrix. NCBI's taxonomy places the organism in Eukaryota, Metazoa, Arthropoda, Insecta, Diptera, Tephritidae.
GACAAUUAGCAGCGGAUAAGCACAAAGCAAAAUAAAAGUUGACAUUCGCCCAUUGAAAAGAAAAACGCGUGAGGUUAAAAAAUUGAUUGCAGCGGCUGCAUUUCUCAACGCAAUUUUGGAUAUAUUUAAUUAAAAAAGAAUGAGUAACUUGACGAAAUCUGUGCUUCGUUUCGGUAGCAGUCUGAUUGCCGCUAACUCAUCCAACGCAUUGAAAAAUGUAUUUGGCAAGCGUGAUUUCACUCGCACGCUCUGGCACAUGUGCAAAAAUCCGGAAGCGUCGGGUUCAUCAGGUGCAACUGGUACUGUCCUGAGUGUGCACAAGCCCAGCUUGAGCUGCAGCUGUGGUUGCGGCGGCGCCAAGCACAUGCACACUAAAGGUGAACGGGAGCUUGUCGAAUUCCUUACCGAAGAAAUUUUGGCUGAACGUAAAUCACAAAAGGUUAAGACGAUUCCCACAACUUUGGAUGGCUUCACCGUGAAACUGGAUGGCGCUGAUGUAGAAUUAACCAAGAAGAGUGAUAACGAGAGCAUCGUCAUAAAUUUUAAUGUCAACCACACUGUAGACACUGAAGAUGAGCCUGAAUUGGAUCCCAAUGCUGAAAAGGCUGAAAUAGGUGAGAUGCGCAGCAAACCACGCUUUGAAGUGGAUAUUGUCAAGGGCUCUACCACACUGUCAUUCACAUGCUCGUUUUUGGAGGGAACACCGCAAGAGGGUGAAUACAAUGACAUUUUUGGUAUCGAUGAGAUGUGCAUUUACCAAGGCGAAUGGAACGAUAAAGUGUAUGCCGUAGCUGGCGAUGUGCUAGAUGGGUAUCUCUAUGACUUGCUGAUGAAUCUACUAGAAGAGAAAGGGGUCAGCAAUGAAUUUGUUGAAAAACUUUCGGACCUUGCCACGGCAUUCGAGCACACUUCGUAUAUAAGUCUAUUGGAAAGUCUGUCGAAAUUUACCUCCGGCAAGUAAAAUCUGAUGGCCACAGAAAUAUUGCUGCCUCCACGGGACUGGGUAGCGCGUUUUAUUCACGUCAUACAAACUUAAUGACAAAUAAAGUAAGGAUCAAUUGCAAGUAGAGAGAACCGAGGUAGAAACCAUAUUUCAUUUUCUGGAAGCUACAUGUUUUCGCGUUGUUAUGUAAGUUUUCUGCGUGUGACUGCCAAUUUUGCUGCGUGGUGUAAUACACAUUUUAAGUACGAUUAUCUAUUUAAGCAGUUGGUUUGUUUGCUUACAAAAAGUUUGUAAAGUCAGAUGUGUUUGCAUUUGACUUCCCAAUGGGUUAAUUUACAAUAAUAAAAUAACUUUUGUAAAAAAAGCGUUGAUUUAAUUACAUAAA